AUGGAUGAGAAAUAUGAAACAGUAAAACUUUGUUACACAAUACAUAAAUAUUCAAGUUAUUCUGCUAAUUAUAUACCCGAGAAUAUCAUGGUAAAUAAUCCUUACGACCAGCUUUCAAGAUGGUUCAUAGAUAGCACUACACCAUCACAAUUCAUCAUGUUAAAAUUAAAAACCCCAUCUAUAGUGGAAAGUAUCAAAUUUGGGAAGUACAUAAAGGCUCAUGUUAGUGACUUGAAGAAAUUCCAAAUUUUUGGAGGCACCGAUGAAAAUAACUUGUCACUAUUAUUAUCAGCUGGUCUAAAAAAAGAUAGUGCACCAGAAACCUUUAGACUUCGUCACAAAACAGUAGAAGGCCUAUACCUACCAGUGCAGUACAUCAAAAUUGUCCCGCUGCAAUCGUGGGGUCCUGCGUACACAAUUUGGUAUGUGGAAUUACAGGGGAAGAACCACGAAGAUUUAAUUAAUUACGCAAUGGAAACUAUUAAUUUGCGUAAAGAAGAAGAAGCCAUACGCAUGGUGUUAAAACACUUGCGUAGACGCCGUUACAUAGAUGCGUUCGAAGCCUUGUCCCGAGAAAGCGGCGUAAUAUUAGAAGGACCUUUACAAACAAGAUUGUGGAACGCGCUUGUUGAAAACGGGGAUUAUAAAUUAGCAGAAGAGAUUUUUGAUGAAGGGGUUGCAGAGGGUGAACUGGACUGGUACAUGUCAUGGCAGCCGUAUACACCAUCGUGGCGACAAAUGUCUGCAUGUUCCUCACAAGUCGAAGACAGACUGUGGAGUGGAGACUCCCCGCCCCCGCCGCCGGCCAGGGAACACGAUCUACUCUGUACUGACAGGGAUCCCAGACCUGAUACGUCGGAGGCCCCCGUCAGCAGCGCCGAGAUCGACGAGCAUUCAGGGGCCAGCUGCGGCACUCCGGGACCCCGCGGCGGGCACCAGCUCUUUGUGGAUUCCACAACAGGGACACUAUACUUAUUCGGCGGUUGGAACGGCACAGAAGACCUGGAUGACCUGUGGUCGUUCUGUACGCGCACGGAGCGCUGGACGCUCCUGUGCCGCCACAGUGUGUUGGAGGGCGGACCUUCUCCGCGCUCCUGCCACAAGUGUGUGUUUGAUCCGGUGCAUAGGCGACUCUAUACACUGGGCAGGUACCUAGACAACGCACAACGGGUUGCCAGUAAUAUGAUGAGCGAUUUGUACAUGUACGACGUAGUGACGUGUGAGUGGUCGCUGUUGUGCAGCGACACGGCGUCGGUGGGCGGCCCCCGGCUCGUGUUCGACCACCAGAUGUGCAUCGACCCUGACACGCAGACGAUCUAUGUUUUCGGUGGCAGAGUGCUACCGGUUAAUACCGACGAAGUAGUGAUUCCGCAGUACUCGGGACUAUACGCGUACCACAUAACGACGAACACGUGGCAGCUGCUACUGCCCGACAAUCACAAGCUGAACGCUCCACAGCCGCGCGUCUCACACUCCAUGCUGUUCCACCCUGUCCAACGGCGCCUGUAUAUAUUCGCGGGCCAGCGGCACAAGGCGCAGUUGGUGGACCUGUGGUGGUGGGACGUGGGGUCGGGCGCGUGUAAGGCCAUGUGCCGCGGUGCUGUGGCGCCGCCGCCCGCCGCGGGGUUCACGCAGCGCGCCACCAUAGACCCCGACACGGACGAAAUAUUUGUUCUCUCGGGUAUGAGUAAAGAAAGCGACAAACGCGUAUAUAACACUCUGUGGGUGUUCUCUUUGCGUCGAUUGACGUGGACGGGCAUCUACCGCAACGACAGCGUGGCGCCUUCGGAGCCGCGCCCGAGGUUCGCUCAUCAACUGGUGUACGACCCGGCCACUAAGAUUCAUUACCUGUUCGGCGGCAACCCCGGCAUCCAGUCGUGCCCGCGCGUGCGGCUGGACGACCUGUGGGCGCUGCGCCUGGCGCGCGGGGGGGCGGGCGGCGUGGCGCGGGCGGCGCGCGCGGCGCUGCGCGUGGCGCGCUACCGCGAGCUGGCCGCGCGCGCGCGCCGGGACCCCGCGCACGCCGCCGCCGCGCAGGCGCUGCACUACCUGCGCAACGACUUGCACGAAGUGCUCGAUCACUCAGAUCCUGUGCAGGUGUCGAGAUUCCAAAAGCUGGCCACGGAGCUGUUCGCGAGCCCGGAGCCGCAGAAGGCGUCGGCGCGCGCGCUGAGCCCGCGGCGCGCACGCGCACUGGCGCGGCGCUACCACACGCUGCCCGAGCCCGGCGACCUGGCCUACGCGCUCGCAACGGUUUUAACAGCAAACGACAGACUCCCCGAACCGACGGAACCAUUCGAGGAAAUGUUACAGCCGACUCUGGACACCUGGGACAUCGGCACCGACGAUGACAUCACGCAAGACGAUUCAGAGACAGAGGCGUGGAGCGAUCGGACAAAACGGAUCAAGCUUUACGACAGUCUAUGUCAGUACUUCAGGCCUAGCAGGGUACCGCCAUAUGGAGACGUCACUACCUUAAUUACAUUGUAA
Molecule: messenger RNA, 2490 nt
Organism: Arctia plantaginis
Lineage: Eukaryota; Metazoa; Arthropoda; Insecta; Lepidoptera; Erebidae
Source: the annotation of a GenBank genome assembly